CGAUGAAAAUAGGAAAGGUGGUCCUGUCGGUGCCACACUGAGCGUUGCCACAGCUCCCGUCUGGGGCCAUGAGAGAGCACAGACGCCUCCACAGUCCUCUCGCUCCCACGCCAGAACGCCAGGAAACCCAGGAAAGACCGGCAGAGACCAGUGCCAACGUGGAUGACUCGGCACCCCCCUCGGUGGCCCAGCUGGCUGGGCGGUUUAGGGAGCAGGCAGCCGCUGCAAAGGAGACACCAGCCUGUAAGCCAACAAGAAGGAAACCACCCUGCUCCCUCCCCCUGUUCCCCCCCAAGGUAGAGCUGGGCCAGAACGGUGAGGAGAAAUCACCGCCCAAUGCAAGCCACCCUCCUAAAAUCAAGGUGAAGAGUUCGCCUCUGAUUGAGAAGCUUCAGGCCAACUUAGCUUUCGAUCCAGCAGCCCUGCUGCCUGGCGCCUCACCCAAGAGUCCUGGACUCAAGGCCGCGGUAUCGCCAUUCCAGAGCCCGCCGUCCACCCCCAGCAGCCCUGGUGUGCGGUGUCAGGCUGGCGAGCUGGAGGAGGUGCCGGUCAGCUUUGACCAGCCUCCGGAGGGCAGCCAUCUGCCCUGCUACAAUAAGGUGCGGACGAGGGGCUCGAUAAAAAGGCGCCCUCCCUCCAGGCGAUUUCGAAGGUCUCAGUCAGACUGUGGGGACCUGGGAGGUUUCAGGGCCCCCGAGUCAUCCCAGGAGAAUGGUGCCAAGGAAGAGAAUGGGGAUGAGGUGUUCCCGUCCAAGAGCAAGGCCCCGGGGUCCCCGCCGCCCAGCGAGAAGCCAGUGGGGGAGCUGGGGUCCCAGGAGAAGCCUCCUCUGAGGAGGACGUCCAGCAGGACGGAGAAGCAGGAGGAGAAGGGCAGAGCCCCGGGGGAAGCCCAGCAUCACCAGGAGGCUGUGCGGGGCUCUGAAGAGGAGGCCGGCACCCGUCCAGCCAAGGAGGAGGCCGUUCAACCAGCCCCGGCCUCCAGCCCGGAGGCAGCGAACGGGUGCAGGAGCCCCGCGGAAGAAAAACCAGCCGGGGAACAGACAGGAAAGUCUGCAGAGGUGAAGGAGGAGAGGGCAGAAAAUGAAGAGGGUGAGCCCGGGCAGAGGAGCCAAGACACAAAGGGGCUGACGGAGGGAGCUGCGGGGGAGGCCCCACCGAGCCCCCCUGGAGGAGUGGAGGGCGGCCACAGCUUUGAGCAGGGGAGAGGCGAGGAAAAGGACGAAGAGGGGGCCGUUCUGGAGCCAGGCUGCGACCCCAGCGAUGAGGCCCCCAAGACAGAGGAUGACACUCCUGUCCAGGACACUAAAAUGUGAAGAGCUCCUUGUGCCUAGUGAUGCAGCUGCUGGAGACCUCUCUUUAGAAGUAGCAGCAAGAGUAGUAGCAGCAAAUGAAGCCAAAGGAGAAUUUCGUGGAGGGUCGGAGGCCGCCUGAAGACAGAGCGUGUUAUUUCCAGGUCUCCACGCUGAACGUCCCCUUGCAGACAGAUCCGGCAGAGGGCAGCAGCCUUGUAUCAGCCUGAGUUUGUGUCACUUACUGGACUUGGUUAAAAGCAGACAAACAAAAAUUAUUUAAAACAAUUUACUGUGGUGACAACUCCCAGGAAUACUGGUCAGCUGCGGGGCCUGAAUCCUAUCCACACCCACCUGUCCCUGCAGCUGACGUCGGAACUGGAUUCUGAUUUAGCUAAUCAGAUUUUGUUUGUGUAAAGUGAUACCCUUUUUACUGUUCUGACAAGUUGUUACGAUUCUCAGAUGUAAGUAAGAACAAAUUUCAGACCGGCUAGGAACAAAAGAAAAUAGUGUCGCUGGAGAUAUAAAUCCGAUAAGUUACAGAAGACCUUACGUUGUAUCAAGACCCGGAGACAACCUCUCAGCUUCAUCCAAAUUUGAACUGGCCAGCAAGUUUUUAAUCCUUGGACUGGAAAGAGAUACUUACCGCAACAUUAAAAAAAUAGGUAUCUGUUCCAUCCAGGGGGAGCUUUUACUUUUGGGUAGUUUUCUAGUUGUUGGUACACUGGGAGGUGACAGGCUUAGCGGUCCCUCUUCUGGCGGGGGGGGGGGGGGGGGGGGGGGGGGGCAGGGAGCAAACCUCAUGGAGAAGCAGAUGUCCAGAGGUUUCACGGCUCCGUGUGCUGCAUUUGCUGUGUGCAGAGCAAGGAGACCUUAACGAUGCCUGCCCUCUGGGCCUGGAGGGAUGAGAUUUGCACUUCCAGGAGGAGAUCUUGAGCAUGGAGUAGAUCUUUCCUGGGAGGUGCUUUGAGCAUCAUAUUUUGAAAGGUACAAAACUAGAACAUCCUUCCUAGAUUCCCUGGGAAGCUGCUCUGGAAUCAAAGCCCAGGCUCUCUUUCCAGACUCAGGAGGAGGGUUGGGUCUUCAGUCUUCUCACUGGGUAGCUUUCGCUUUAAUGUUCUUUGUGGAAAGUGCAGGGGCUUUGCAAGGAACGGGCCUGACUACCCGUUCCUUGACUAAUACCCUCCUCCCCUCUUGAUGCACUCGUGCCCAAAGAGGUCAAUCCACAUAAAUGUUUAAUCUUUAGGGUUGGUUCUUACUCAGAUUCGAGUAUUUCAGUGUCUCGUUGUGCUGAUGAGGUAGGUGGGCAGUUGUUUUUCUGGAGGCCUGUUAGACCACCUCCUACCCUGACUCAGAAAAUAGUCCUCCAGACAAAGGGCCUUAUGUCACUGCUGGUACCUCUAUGUUUUCAUCCUGUUACAGUUUUCCUAAUGCCAGAAUAGUGUUAAUACUUGGGAUAUAUAUUUUUUCAAAACUAUUUUUAAAUACAUGCGUCUUCUAAAACUUGUAACAUAGUCAAGCCCAAUAUUAGAAGUUUUAUGUUUUCGCAGAAUUUUGGAGAGAUGUGUGUUUCAGUUAAUUUGAGGUCUAUAUAAUGUAUAUCUGUCCAUCCAAUCAUCUAUCUAUCUAUCAUCAACAGAGAUGUAUACACCCCCCCCCCGCAAACGAUUAUAUAUGUCUUUGGGUUAUUUCUACACGCACGCAUAUUCAGACCAGAGUUUAGUGAAUGUGUGCAUGAUUAUGAGCAUGUGUGACAUAAAGGGGACAUCUGCCACUUUCCUUGACUUGAAAAAGGACUGGAACAGAAAGCAUGGGAUGUAGAUGUGAAGAUGAAACGAUUUUUUGUCUGGAGCGGCUACACCUUACAGCAGCAGGUGAGUAAGGAGCAAUACAAAAUGACAGGAAUGUGACACUGAAGGAGCAGGUGUGAUGGGGUCAGAAUACCUUUCUGUCUGCCUGGGUCCCUAUUAGUCACAUUCCUGAAUCUCUUUUGUGAGAAAACAGAGACCCUAUUCCCAGAGGUUGUCAUUAGUGAUGGGGGCUCUCAGCAGGGAGUUCACAAAGUGCAGGAACCUCAGAACCUCGGGUCCUGCCACAGGCUAGGCCAGCUGGUUAUCACUCUCCUUUCCCGAAACAACUCUGAUUAUGUGUUGCAUUUGCAGAUCUGGGAUCUCAAAGUUGAGGAUCAAAGGAAUCUAUGGCUGUCUUAGGUAGCUCCAGGUCCUUACCGGGCCAGGAAGAUUGUGUUUCCUUCGGGCUUCCCUAAUAGGCUUGAAAUAAAACACUGGUUCUUCACAGCUACAAGGCUAAAGAAAGGGGACAGAGUCCCUCCUCCUGUACCUUUGUCAUCCAGCUUGAAUUUUAAACUGUAUCCUUCCUUUCUCCAGAAACGGAGCAAGGAAAAAACCCCGGAUGCUUUGAAAGGAUAUGCCAGUGUUUAAUAGGGGGCUGUGACACUGUUUCAGUUGCAUGUGGAACCAGAUGACCACAAGAAGCCCCGGGGUCUGAGCCCUCCACUCUCCUCACUGAGGUCACCCUGAACCACGUUGGUUUGGGCCUGUGAUCAGUAGACUAGACAAUAAAUAUAUGUCCAGUAAAAGGAAGAAACUAGUGGACAGGCAAUCGGUUCAUCAUCUUCUUUUGAUUAAAUACUUUAGGGAGUGUAAUAGUUUAGUUGAAUGAAUGAGGACCUUCAGUUGCUAAUGAAAGAAGCCCAACUCAAAUUGGCUGAUGAAAAACAAAACUAUAUGAAUCAACCUCUCUCUCCCUCUCUCCCCCUGCCUUUCUCUCUCUCCCUACCUAUAUACUGAGUAACAUACAAAUCCAUGGAUAGGCCUAAAUACAACACUCAGUAUCAGAAACCUCUCAUUCUUGGUCUCUGCUUUCCUCUGUGUUGGCCAUAUUCCCAACCAGGCUCUUCACAGCCUGCAAACCAAUUGAGAAAAGCAGAUUCUUUUCUGAUAACGGGGGGGGGGGGAGGGGGGGAAUCCUGAAAAGGUUUUCUAUAGGCCCCUGUGGAUCACAUGUUCCUAGCUGAACCAGUCUUUGUGACCAAGGAGGUGCAGAGUUCAGAGUUCAGAUUGGCCAGGCCUGGGUCACAUGACACCACCACCCUGACCCCCUGCCAGGAGCUAAGGGUCAAUCCUGUGCAAUCGGCAAGGACUGUGAAUGGGAACAACAGAGCUCAAAUGGGGUGCUGUUACCAAAGGGAAUAAUGCUGGGUAGGCAAACGCACACACACGCACACAUGCGCACACACACGCCAGAUGCGUCCAACAGGGAAAUCCCAGAUACACCAAACUACUAUUCCAUUGUUUACUAAAGAAUUAAAUUUGUUUUAAUCAACUUGAUGCUCUAUGGACCAGGUAAAAAUAGUAUGAAUAGAAUGCUUCUAUAUGAUGUGUGACCAGAUGACUUCUGAAGAUACCAAGACCACUGAGCAAAAUGCAAGCGCUACUCAAAUAAAAUGGAAUUUCUUUUCAUAAGCCA
Messenger RNA from Lynx canadensis (Canada lynx), 4778 nucleotides. It is a transcript of the gene RCSD1, whose product is annotated as RCSD domain containing 1. The transcript has 7 exons. Gene Ontology annotation, cellular component: WASH complex; early endosome. Gene Ontology annotation, molecular function: actin filament binding; phosphatidylinositol phosphate binding; retromer complex binding. Gene Ontology annotation, biological process: skeletal muscle contraction; protein localization to endosome; retrograde transport, endosome to Golgi. The coding region runs from base 69 to 1313 and encodes 414 amino acids. The record is from RefSeq and is a predicted model, not a curated record. Lineage: Eukaryota; Metazoa; Chordata; Mammalia; Carnivora; Felidae.